Molecule: messenger RNA, 1347 nt
Organism: Stegastes partitus (bicolor damselfish)
Lineage: Eukaryota; Metazoa; Chordata; Actinopteri; Pomacentridae
Gene: cckbrb
Product: cholecystokinin B receptor b
Exons: 5
Coding region: 1-1347 (448 amino acids)
Biological process (GO): neuropeptide signaling pathway
Cellular component (GO): plasma membrane
Molecular function (GO): gastrin receptor activity; neuropeptide receptor activity
Source: RefSeq, a predicted model, not a curated record
AUGGAUCUCUACGCGCCAAAUGAGACAUCUCUGAACCCAGAGUGCGUCGGAGCGCAGGCUGAUGCGCUUCACAACGGAGCCGGUAACGGGAGCUUGGAGACGUCAAGCAUCGCCUGCGGCAACGCGUCCACAGUCUUCAUUCCUCAGCGUGUAAGGCAAAGAGAUGAGGACCACACACUGCGGAUCCUGCUCUACUCGCUCAUCUUCUUCCUGAGUGUUUUCGGGAACCUGCUGAUCAUCGUGGUGCUUACGGUCAACAAGCGCAUGCGCACCGUGACCAACACCUUCCUGUUGUCGCUCGCCGUCAGCGACCUGAUGAUGGCCAUCUUCUGCAUGCCCUUCACCCUCAUCCCCAGCAUCCUCAAGGACUUCAUCUUCGGAGCCGCCAUGUGCAAGAUAGUGUCCUAUCUCAUGGGCAUCUCAGUGAGCAUCUCCACAUUUAGCCUGGUUGCCAUAGCAAUUGAGCGCUACAGUGCCAUCUGUAACCCUCUGAAGUCGCGGGCGUGGCAGACCCGCUCCCAUGCCUAUCGGGUGAUUGCUGCUACCUGGGUGCUGGCCUUCGUCAUCAUGAUCCCCUAUCCCAUCAUCAGUCACCUGGAGUCUUUUCAGCGUCCCGACAACAGCACGGCUCACCAGUGUCGCCACAAGUGGCCCGUCGCUACAGCAGAGCAGACCUGGUACAUUCUGCUUCUGCUUGUACUGUUUGCGAUCCCAGGGGUGGUGAUGAUUGUGGCCUAUGGACUGAUCUCCAGAGAACUUUAUCGAGGCAUCCAGUUUGAGAUGGGCCACAAAAAAGACUCCACCGAUGUGAAGAACGGCCUGACUGCCACCGUGUCUAGUGGCAGCGACGAUGGAGAUGGCUGCUAUGUUAAUGUAGUCCAGCGGCCACACUCGAUGGAGAUGUCCGCCAUGGCUACAUCGGGCAGGGCGAUCAAGGCAGAAAGACCGCGCAGCAACACGUCUGAGGCCAAGCUGGAGGCCAAGAAGCGAGUCAUUCGCAUGCUGGUGGUCAUUGUCGUCCUCUUCUUUCUCUGCUGGAUGCCACUUUACUGUGCCAACACCUGGCGGGCUUUUGAUGACGUCUCCGCCAAACAUGCCCUCUCGGGGGCACCCAUUGCUUUUAUCCAUUUGUUGUGCUACACCUCCGCCUGCGUCAACCCAAUUAUUUACUGCUUCAUGAACACACGUUUUCGCAAAGCUCUGUUUGCCACUUUCUCGUGCUGCGCCGCGCCUUGCCACCGCCGCCAUCGGCGUGGGCUACGGGACAAUGAGGAGGAUGUUAUGGCAACUGGGGCAUCCAUGUCCAAGUUCAGUUACACUACUGUCAGCACCAUGGGAACCUGCUGA